This is a messenger RNA of Dermochelys coriacea (leatherback sea turtle), 2040 nucleotides long. RefSeq lists its product as uncharacterized. NCBI's taxonomy places the organism in Eukaryota, Metazoa, Chordata, Testudines, Dermochelyidae. The record is from RefSeq and is a predicted model, not a curated record. The transcript has 7 exons. Bases 219 to 1745 code for a protein of 508 amino acids.
GCCUCCAGCCGGUCCGGCGCUGGCAGGGUCGGGGUAAGCAGCGGGGCUCCCGGGCCGCGCCGCAGCCCACGGUCCCUCCCGCCUCCAGGAGCGGCCGGGGCCCGGAAGGGCAGAGCCCGGGAGACCGCCCCGGCAGGGCGCUGAGGAGCCGGGGCAGAGCAGCCCCGGAGAGCGGGACGCGGCCCCGCACGGCUGCGCCCCGGGCACCGGUCCCCUCUAUGGCCCCGCUGCUUCUGCUGCUCCUGGCCGCCCUGCCGCAGCCCCUGGGCGGCUCGGGCCGCUUCGCGCAGCCCCGGCUGCGGCGCUGGGGGGCGGCCGCCCUGCGGCACCUGCAGGCGGCUCCGCGGGGCGGCCCCGGGCCCGAGUGUCCCGCGCUCUACGUGUCGGAGCCCGCCCGGCCCGGCCACAAGGUGUGGGCGCUGCUCCCCGACGGCUCGGGCGCGGCGGGCGGCGCCAACCGCAGCGGCCCCGGGGCGCCCCCUGCGCACGACGCGCUGCUGCUGCUGGACCCCAGCCCCGGGGCCAGCUUCGGCCACCCGCUGCGGCUCUUCCACCUGGACUUCGGCGUCAGCCCGGGGCGCUGCCGGGGCCCGGACCGCGUCUACCUGGGCAGCUACGAGUGCCUGAGCCUGGCCCUGCGGAGCCGCUGCGAGAACCGGACCAAGCGGCACGGGCGCGGCGGGCAGGGCAAGCGGGAGGCCGCCGGGGCCAGGCGCGCCCGCCGGGAGGAGCCGCUGGCGGGGCUCUGCGAGAUUCACUUCCUGCCCUUGGUGGUGGCGGCGCUGGACCCCCGGCGCCAGCAGAGGCUGCACUGUGUAGAGCUGCAGGGGUUCAGCCCGUGCCCUCAGCUGCUCCCCAUCGUCAGCCCCAGCCCCGCGGCUGCUCCCUGCGAGCUGGACAAGAACACUCGCCGGUGCCACCGGCAGCAGCUGCCCUCCCACAAGUCCUGCCGCAUGUACCAGACCUGUGACCACGCCGUGCUCAUCUCAGGCGGCUGGCAGGAACAGAUCACUUACCCCCACCACGCCCGCAACCUGCAGCUCUUCGCCCAGAUGCUGCGGCAGAAUGGCUUCCGGCAAGAGCACAUCAAGGCCUUCUUCGCGGGCAACGGCCAGGCACCAGGGGCCGCAGAGGUGGGCGACGUGUAUCCGGCCACGGAGAAGCGGCUGAUCCGCAGCCACCUGGCGCUGGUGUGCCGUACGCGGCUCUGCGCCGACUCGCUGGUGCUUUAUCUGAACAGCCCCACCCGGAGCGACGGCACCAUGCUCCUGUGGGACAGCAAUGAGAACGGCAUCGCCGACCCCAAGGAGCGCUACCCUGUGGCCGAGCUCCUGACGGACCUGGAGGGCUGCAACGCCCGCAGGGUCUUCCUCUUCCUCGACCAGAGCUACCCGGGCCCGCUGGCCAGGAAGCUGCUGGCGUCCGGGCGGCACGGGAACGUGGUGCUGGUGAGCAGCCAGAAGGGCUCCGACGUCACCCGGGGCUCAGCCUUCAGCGAGUUCUGGGCUGGGCUGCAGCCUGACCAGUGCCUGCUGCAGCACCUCCGGCAGGAGGGCCCGCAGGCAGCUGGCUCCUCUCCUGGGGCUACGCUGCAGCUGCUCAACGUGACCCUGGCUGGGGCGCCCUGCCACAGCACCCCACCGCUGACGGAGGACGAGCGCAGGCGGGAGUUCCUGGGCUGCCAGAACCUGCCCACCAUGCUCUGGUACCAGGCCAUGCACACGCAGCGGCAGGACGACGACUGAAGCCGGGUCCCCUCCCUGGUUCCUGUUCCCUGCUGGGCAGGACUGAGCCCCCCACGCCCGCCCAGAGCCAGCCGCAGGGGCUGUGGCCCCUCCCAGGCUGGCCGGGCAUCAGCCACAGCCUCCCGCAGCGCCAGGGCCAGCUGGGAUGAACAGGCAGGAGCGGGGUCUGGCUAAAGCUGCGAUGGGGCAGGGCAGCGCUCGGGCUCUGAAAGGGCCCCCGGUGUGUGCCAGAUGGGGGCAGACAGGGACCCACUGUCCAUAACCUGCUCCCUCAAUAAAGACUCAGUUCUGUCCA